Messenger RNA from Mercenaria mercenaria, 1591 nucleotides. Its product is annotated as retinol dehydrogenase 14-like. The transcript is spliced from 2 exons. The coding region runs from base 192 to 1181 and encodes 329 amino acids. Lineage: Eukaryota; Metazoa; Mollusca; Bivalvia; Venerida; Veneridae. The record is from RefSeq and is a predicted model, not a curated record.
AUUUUAACGUUAUAUAAGUGCUCCUUUUUUAACGUUGUAUAAAUGCUCAAUACACAUGUGAAAAUAAGGUAUCUGUUUUAUUUAUUCUCAGCAUUUUGAAUGGCAAUAACAAGUGUCAGUUGACUGGAAAAGUAGGACUUUUUUCAGGACUUGGACAAGAAAAACGAACAUUAAUUUAAAGAUAUACAAAUAUGGGGAGUAGCACCUCGAUUCCGAUUGUACCGAUCGCAAGUGAUCGUGUUUUCAUAAUAACAGGAGCGAAUACCGGGAUUGGGUAUGAGAUCGCUAAAUGGUGUGCCAUGAUGGGCGCUACGGUGAUCCUAGCUUGUCGGUCAGAGGAUCGUGCCAAAAAAGCCAUGGAAACUAUGCAAGAGGAGUUUACAACUGAAAAAGCGAAAGGAACUAAGGGUAUAACUGAAAGUCCGAGUCUUGCUAUUGAAUUCAUGAAACUUGACCUGGCUUCGUUUCAGUCAGUGGUAGACUUUUGUGAGGAAUUCAAGAAAAGUGGUCGUCAGCUUCACGUGUUGUUUUGUAACGCUGGUCUUGGAUUUUGUCCAUAUAAAAAAAGUGGAGACGGACUUGAAAUGAUGUUGCAGGUUAAUUACCUCAGUCACUUCAUCAUCAUUGCAAAAUUGUUAUCAAUAAUGCGACGGUCUGGACCGGAUUGUCGUAUUGUGCUUACAUCCAGUAGCUUUCAUAAAAAGGGGACAUUUGACGUCGCUACCAUGAAUUAUACUGGUAAUGCCGCAAAUUUUCCGGAUCGAAAUUACUACGGACGGUCGAAGUUGUAUCAAGUCAUGCAAGCUAUUGCUAUGUCACGCCGGCUUAAAGACUCAAACGUUACCAUCAACAGCAUGCAUCCUGGCUUUGUAGACUCGGAGUUGUUUAGGGAUCUUGACAGAGGUAUCGCAAGAUGUUGUUUCUGUUGUUUUCGAACUUGUGGUGUUAUGAAAAGCACGCUAAACGGGGCCACCACCGGUAUUGACCUAGCUACAAAUCCGAAACAUGCUGGGGUGUCAGGGCAUUACUGGGUAGAUUGUAAGAUCACAACACCAUGUAGCACGUCACGUGACGAGCAAAAACAAGAGAUGCUGUGGAAAGAAACUUUCCCUUUCAUUCGAAAGUACCUGACAGAUGAGGAAAUGGCAGAUCUGGAAGGAAAAUCCAAAAAUCGUUUGUAAUUUGAGAUGUAGAGAUUUACUGAGAUAUUUUGUUGGAGAUUAAUAAUGUGUUACACGGCGGGAUUAAUAUCAAGCUUUUGAAAGUGUAGAAAGCGCUUUAACAUUUUUUUUUGUAACUGAAAUAGAAUUGAUCCAGUGAAUUCCAGGCUGUAAAAGUUCUAUUUCAUUAGUUUUCUACGUUGAGUUUGUGAUACAUGAUACCAGUCGGAGGUUGUCUUAAAAAGUCGUUGCAGAAAUGGUUAGAGAUCACAGGUCAGUUGGUGUUGUUUAUAAAGGACCCUUUCUAAGUCGAAUUCGAAGAGAAAAAAAAUCCCCAUUGCUGGGAAUAAGAGCAACAUUAAUUGUGUUGUGGAAAACAAGAAUAUUAGUUUUGUAAAUGUUAAAAAAGUUAAAAAAGGAACAAAAAACAG